UGAAGAAACAUCUUGGAAUGAAAUGAAACAAUAAAAGAGAAGCAUCAGAGGAAUGAAGGAGGGGUUAAUUCUCUUAUCUAAAUUCUGAGCUGUGGAGGAUUAAUGUGGGCCGUUAUGGAAAGAGGUUGUGGCUCUAUUUUGGAGGGGGUUGAUCAGAGCGAGAGAGGGAGCGAGACAGAGAGAGGUGACCUUCAGCGUUCUCCAUAGUCUUUACAAUAAUGAUGUCUGCUGGGAUUCCACAUCUUCACUCAACAAGAUGCCCCCAUCGCCGUCAAGGUCAGUUGCCUGUAGGCACAUGUGAGAUAGUGAUGUUGAAUAGAGACAGCAGUCAACCCAAGCGCACUAUCGCCAGGCAGACAGCCCGCUGUGCCUGCCGGAGAGGACAGAUCGCUGGCACCACACGGGCCCGACCAGCAUGCGUGGACGCCCGGAUAGUGAAAAGCAAGCAGUGGUGUGAGAUGUCCCCAUGUUCAGAGGGUGAGAUCUGUGGACUGCUCUUCAAUCGCUCCGGAUGGACCUGCACCAAAGACGGCGGACGCAUUAAAACCGUCACGCCUCUGCCCAAGGAGCCGUCCUAAAGGAGUUCAGAUUGCCGUGAGGAGGUGAGUGGUGCUUCAGUUUGCUGACAUUCACAGGAGCGACGCCAAACAGGAAUCAUCCAUCAGCCCCCACACAUUUGUGUCCAUCCUCUCAUUUUGGAGCUAAAGAUAUCAGCUGCCCCUCUCCCCGUCACCCUCCAACAGGAAAUGGAAUCUGUGCACCAUAGUUGCAGUCAGUCAAGCGUCUCUACAGUUACAUGCAGGUCAUCGAGUCUCACAGUUGGGGUCACGCAACAUUUUCAAUCAAACCUUGACAUAAUUGAACUGUUUAAGUUUUGAUCUCAAAAUGCAUUAGCUAGGAGAACAUUUCACUUGCUUUCCAUCCAGUUAAACCGUCAAAGGAGACUGUUCGUGUACCUUUCAGACUAAGAUUACAUAAAUUCCUCGCGAAGAGCGGAAAGGCUGUUGCAUAAGACCCAUCUCGAAGGACUGCAAAUGCGUCUUCAGAGCAAGGACAUGUCAUCGAUGAAAGGCCAAGGAUUUGCAGGGACCAAUAAACGUACCACAGAGCUCGGGAUCUCUGUAAAAAGACAUAUUUUCCCAUGGAAUUGAGAAGCAGCAGAUGACUGAUGUAUCCUGUAGAUUUGACCUUACGCAGUUUGACCAUAUGGAUUGUGUGCUGUUGAGCUCUUUCUGAGAAUGGCAAUGCACUGAUGUCGUCAACUCUAAUCAUGGCUGAUUUAAAGAUUAGAAAACAAUGUGUGGAUGUCAUCUGUCCCUUCUUCUCUGGGGCGUCUCUUUCACUGCUUUUAAUGUCUGUCUCUAAUGGAUAUAUCAUUUCUAUCGAUACUUUAUUUUGACUGUAAAUUGACAUCUGCGAUGGAGUGUUGACCUAGAUAGGAAAUAAAGGGUAUGUUCAUGUUAAUGUGCACAAGGCUUUGGGGACUCUCUCUAUAUUGGGGGUCGUGCUGAUUUGCUGCAUAAAGUGCCCCUAUUAUGGAUUUUUGAAAAAUACCUUUCAUGCAGUCUGUAAUACAGCUCUAAGUGAAUGAAAACAUCAUGCAAAGUUUUAAAUCUGAAAGUGCACUAUGUAUAAAGUUAUUGUCUCUCAAAAGAAAGAGUUGACUCUGAA
Molecule: messenger RNA, 1671 nt
Organism: Carassius carassius (crucian carp)
Lineage: Eukaryota; Metazoa; Chordata; Actinopteri; Cypriniformes; Cyprinidae
Product: chemokine-like protein TAFA-5
Exons: 5
Coding region: 219-578 (119 amino acids)
Source: RefSeq, a predicted model, not a curated record